UUAAGUUCCUCCCACCGCACACACUCUCACACAUCUGCUGCUGGAGAGUUUGCCUGUUGCUCGCUAAAGUUAGCUUGUGAAAAUUUAAUAUUUUUACCUGAGAGCGAAAAUAAUUGAAGGUCAACCACAGUGGAUUCAUCGACAUACAACAAGGCUGUCAACAUUUCAAACAGGCUUAAUUGCUAAUGGAGACACGGGUGAGCCAUUACUGGUGCAGAAGCUUCUGAACUCUGUCAUGUCGGUCUGGCUAUUGAGUGCUUUGCUUGUGUCUCUGAUUGAGCUGGCAGAACAGGAUGGGCUUCCACUUUCUAUAAGGGACGUAAAAGUAUCUGAAGAGAAAACGGAAACAUCUAAGGAUGGAGCAUGGGUGUUGAAUGUUGAAUGGACAGAUGAAAAUAAUGAAUUUGAAAAAGUCAGCUAUGACAUAGAGAUCAUUCACACUGAACAGAUGAGGACCGUUCACUUUGAAAAUAUACAUGUGAAGGCAGACAAAAGCAGCCAUUAUCAUUGGAAAUGGACCUCACCUAUACCAUUGCAGUGCACUUCUCAUUCGGUCAGACUUAGGCGCCGAGAUCAGCUUCGCAUUAGUGAAUGGACAUCAUAUUUGACAUACACAGGUCAAGACCAAAAUUCUUUGACUUCACAAGUCUAUCCUCGAAAUCAAGUUUUCUUGAUUGGGAGUAACAUCACAUUUUGUUGCAUCUUGAAAACAGAAAAGGCUUCACUGAACAAUCUCUCUAAAUUUGUCAUCCGCAUCAGCAACAGGACCUACAUCACAGAGACCCACAAGGAUCCCUUUUCCAGAACUUCUGAAUAUUUUUCAGACGUCGACUGUGAAGUAAAAAAUGAAAAAUCUUCUUCUGGCGCAUCAGUAUUUUUUGGCUAUCCUCCAGAUGACCAGAAUCUUACAUGUAUCACACGAGACCUCAGCUCUGUGGAGUGUCAGUGGAAACUUGGCAGAAAAACCCAGCUGUAUGGUACAAGAGCUACAAACUACACACUUAAUGGAAGAAAAUGUGAAUUCAAUCGAUGUGACCCACUUGAGCUGAAAAAGCAGAUUACAAACUGGACUCUGAUUGCCAGAAAUGCACUUGGUGUGAAGAUUGUCACUGAUACAGGUGAUCCCACACACCGAGUAUGGUUGAAAGCACCUCAUAAUAUAUCCCAUGCUGCUCAUGCAAGAAAUGCCACUGUUCACUGGAGUUGGAGUGUAACAGAAUAUGCUUCACUUCUAAUGAUUUGCCAAGUGAUGCUCAAUGGAAACAUUUACAAUAAAACCUUUAGUGGAAAAGGACUUGCGUCAGUUGUGCUUGAGCAUCUGCAGCCCUUUACUAAAUACACAGCUAAAGUGAGUUGUGGGUCUCAUGAGCAUUUCUUCCAAUGGGGUGACUGGAGUGAAAUUACUUUUACCACUAAAGAGGACAUUCCAGAACUGGUAGAUGUUUGGAUUCAAUAUUCUGAAAACCACACAUAUAUUCAAUGGAAGCCUCUGUCUCAUCAACAAAGCCAUGGGAUAAUAACAGGUUAUAAACUAACCAUGAAUACCAUCAAAAGUCCAGUCAAUAUAGGAGCAAAUGAGCUGUGCUACAGUAUCGCCUCUGAAAAUGAAAAAAAUAAUCAAAUAAUCAAAUUGUCAGCAAAAAACUCUGCCGGUCUUUCUCCUCCUUCUGUCUUAAUCGUCCCACAUGAUCCUGGCAAAGGAGUCAGUAUAAGCCUUAUCAACAGCACUAAUGGUGGAUUUGAGGUGUUUUGGAAAAUGUAUCCCAAAUCAACUUGUGGCUAUGUUGUUGAAUGGUUUCCAACCUACAAUAAGACACAAUGUGCUGUAGAUUGGAAGAAAAUCCCAGAAUGUGAUGAGGAUGUGUGCCAAACUUGGAUUCCUCCUGUUGAAUUUAAGGCCGGAGAGAGAUAUACUAUCUCAGUCUUUGCCUGCACUAAUGGAGCACCAGUGCUUCUGCAGAGGAGUGAGGGAUACGCUAUAGAGCAAGAACCACAGGGUACAGUACAGAAUCUACACGGUCAACAAAAUGGCAGAAAUGUUGAGCUUUCCUGGAAGGAAGUGGCCUUAGACCAGCAAAAAGGCAUCAUACUUGGCUACAAGGUCAAAAUAACCCAUUCUGAAUCCAAAAAGGUCAUCAAAACAAUAGAGACAAAGGCGUGUGAAGUUAUUCUGCCAUUAGAUCCAGGAUCCUACAUCUUCACAGUUCGUGCUUUUACAUCAGUAGGGGAAAGCGAAGAUGCUAUACUGACAAUGAAUGUAGAAACAACAAUUGACCAGAUGCUUGCAGCCACUCUUGUUGGUUGCAGUGCAGCAACUCUUGUCUUCAUCAUCAUCACAGUGCUGUGCUACAGGAAGAGGGAAUGGUUAAAGGACCUUUUGUAUCCAGAUAUUCCUGAACCAAAACUAGCAGGGAAAUGGACUACACAGGGCAUAUAUUGUACCCAGAUGACCGAGGGAUACGUGAAGUGUGAGAUUCAAGAGGUUCACGGCUCAGAUCAUCCCACCUCAGAAAACCCACAUGGCCUUGACCACCACUGCUCUAAAAAGCCACUGUUUCCUGCACAACCGUUGUACUACAAUACUACUUUUCCUUGUGCUAAGAAGCUUACCUCGAUUAUUGAAAACCCGUCUUAUAAUUUGACCACCCCAGGACCAGUCGAUGUUGUGCAGACGUCUAAGCCUCUUUUGGAAAUGCAGGAUAGUUACCUUCCAGCAAGUAAGUUUGCACAACCAGUAUGUCACUCUGAGCAGGAUAGUUACCUUCCGGCGCCUAAAUUUGUGCAACCACUUCCCAUUGCUGUGGAAGAUACUUACAUUUUUGCGCCUACAUCUGGGAAAACAACCCCUAUCCAUGUGGAGGAUACUUACCUUCCAGCUCCUAAAUUUGGGCAGGCACCCUCUAUCCAUGUGGAGGAUAUUCACCUUCCAGCUCCUAAAUCUGUGCAGCAAUUCUCUAUCCUUGUGGAGGACACUUACCUUCCAGCUCCUAAAUUUGUGCAACCAUCCAAUAACCUUGUGCAGGAUAGUUAUCUUCCAGCACCUAAAUUUAUACAACCUAACUUUGCACAGAAUAAUGUAAUUGAUAAAAACACAGCAGGCAAGCCUCAGUCUGCAUGACCACAAAAAAACACUGCGCAUUUAUGAAGCGAGCUUCACACAGGUGAGUGGGCUUGACAAACCACCUGUAGAAACACUCUUCUCUCUCUCUUUAAAAAACGAAACACUCCCCCGUCCUAUCUCUAGCACUUAAUACUCUGAGCACAAACCGUUCAUUUGUAUAAUUGGCACUUCUUGUGUGUAUUACCUCUUAUUGUUGAAUCGCUGAACGUCUCCUCAACUGUAAGACAGAAGCAUCUGCUAAGUGAAUGUACCUCCAAAUGUAUAACUGCAUUAUAUAGACCUCAGUGUUGUGCUAAUGUUUAAAGUCUGUGUGAAAUCAAAAUUGACAAUGUUUAUUUUACUAGCGCACAUGGUAAGUCUUAAUGUGAACAGUUAAUCAGUGCCUCAGUAAGAUAAUCCACUGAAAUAAACUGAUUGUUUUGGUAAUCUUUAACCAAAUUCUAGCCUUCAGCUCUGGAAUGGCAGCUCUUCUCUGAUGACAUCAGUUUGACGGCUGGUGAGAGUGAAAAAUGAGAGGCGGAGCUCAAAAUAAAACCCUGUCCCCUGCUCAAUAUUUAGUUUGAGUUGGAAAUGCAUCAUCAUUCUGAAAUAAAAGGCAUACUAUGUAUGUAUGUA
Messenger RNA from Danio rerio (zebrafish), 3736 nucleotides. The record is from RefSeq and is a predicted model, not a curated record. Lineage: Eukaryota; Metazoa; Chordata; Actinopteri; Cypriniformes; Danionidae.